This is a messenger RNA of Oryzias melastigma (Indian medaka), 1792 nucleotides long. RefSeq names its product wingless-type MMTV integration site family, member 11 (gene wnt11). The transcript is spliced from 6 exons. Gene Ontology annotation, biological process: multicellular organism development; neuron differentiation; cell fate commitment. Lineage: Eukaryota; Metazoa; Chordata; Actinopteri; Beloniformes; Adrianichthyidae. Gene Ontology annotation, molecular function: frizzled binding; cytokine activity. The coding region runs from base 176 to 1069 and encodes 297 amino acids. Gene Ontology annotation, cellular component: extracellular region. The record is from RefSeq and is a predicted model, not a curated record.
CCUGGCCGCGCUUCUCCUUCCUCCCCGCACUGGGAUUUACUACGGCGUCUGGCUGAAGCCAAGCGGAGCGCUCGCGACAUCUGGACCGGCAGACAUUCCCGCGUGCGUCCCGUGUGUGUCUGCGCGCGGAGAGCUUUGUAUUUGUGUCCCGCGUGAACCGGAGCCUCCAUCCAUCAUGAAGAGCAGCUCUCACGUCCUGCCUCUUGGCGUGCUCACGGCCCUGCUGCUGUCUCAGGUCUGCUCGGGCAUCAAAUGGCUAACGCUGUCUCAAACGACUUCUUACAUCAACCAGACCCAGCACUGUAAGCGGCUGUCGGGCCUGGUGUCGUCGCAGGUUCAGCUGUGCCGUAGUAACCUGGAGCUCAUGCAGACCAUCGUCCAAGCGGCCCGAGAAGUCAAGAAGACAUGCCAGAAGACUUUUGCUGACAUGCGCUGGAACUGCUCCUCCAUCGAGAUCGCCGCAGACGCCCAAAAGUAUCCGCCAGACCUCGACAGAGGAACGAGGGAGGCUGCUUUUGUGUACGCCUUGUCUGCAGCAACCAUCAGCCACACCAUAGCGCGGGCGUGCACUUCCGGAGACUUGCGCCUCUGUACGUGCGGUCCUAUCCCUGCGGAGAUCCCCGAGCCUGGCUACCGCUGGGGGGGCUGUGCAGACAACCUGCAUUAUGGUUUGAUGACGGGCUCCAAGUUCUCCGAUGCUCCCAUGAAGAUGAAGCGAUCGGGUUCCCAUGCCAACAAGCUGAUGCAUCUACACAACAGUGAAGUUGGGAGACAGGUACUGAGAGAGUCGAUGGUGAUGAAGUGUAAGUGCCAUGGUGUAUCUGGAUCCUGCUCCAUAAGGACUUGCUGGAGAGGACUCCAAGAUCUCAGGGAAAUUGCCAUGGACCUUAAGACCAAGUACCUGUCUGCCACCAAGGUGAUUCAUCGGCCCAUGGGGACUCGCAAGCAGCUGGUACCUAAAGACAUUGACAUCAGGCCGGCAGUGCAACAAAACCUCCAUGGGCAGCGACAGUUGCGACCUGAUGUGCUGCGGACGCGGCUACAACCCCUACACCGAGAAGCUGGUUGAGCGCUGCCACUGCAAAUACCACUGGUGCUGCUACGUAACCUGCAAAAAAUGCGAGCGGAUCGUGGAGAGAUACGUUUGCAAAUAGGUCUGUGCUCCUCCUGUGCUCCAGAUUAACCAAAGCACUACAUUACCAAGAAGGCUUACUUUUGUCUUAAGCUUUUUGUAUCUCCACAACAAAAGGUCCGCUCCCGUGCAUCUUUUAUUUUAUCUUAUCUCUAAACCUUGAGGUGUUUCAUUGCACAAACCUGGACAUGCUAAAGUAGCUCCAGUGCACAUGUUCAUACAGAUGCUACAUACAUUUCUGUCGUUUACCGAAAACAGUUUGAGGUUUUCUGCUGGAGGAAGUUCUGCUCCCUUUGUUUAAAAGAUGGUUCUUAUAGAUCAAACAUAUUUAAAGGUACUACCAAUACUUUCCUUUCCCUCUGGCGAUGGACGAUAGAGGACAGAAUACUAUAAAGGGACCCUCACCUGCCCUCCAGUCCUGGAGGAUUACGCUGGGUUCACACUGGACGUGGAAGCACCGCGGGAGAUGAAUUCGCGCAUCAUCCGCGCUCUCCUCAAUUCACACCAGACGCGGAUUUUUCCGCGACGGAAACAGGCGCUUAUGCUAGAGCUUUUUUCAGUUUUUGCCAUCAUGGGUAAGUGAAUAACCUAAAAAUAUGACCCCAUGUCUCUGCAAAGAAGGCCUACACUUCUUUAAUGUAUCUGUUGUUGAGACACACA